Molecule: messenger RNA, 1641 nt
Organism: Zasmidium cellare ATCC 36951
Lineage: Eukaryota; Fungi; Ascomycota; Dothideomycetes; Mycosphaerellales; Mycosphaerellaceae
Exons: 2
Coding region: 1-1641 (546 amino acids)
Source: RefSeq, a predicted model, not a curated record
AUGGCGACUUUCCUGGACUUGCCCAAGGAACUGCGUGAGAGAAUUUACCGACUUCAUCUCGUCUAUGAUGAGCCUAUUACCAACAAAAAGCACCACCGGAUCGUGAAGCACAAUUCCAGACGGCGUCGCGCCAAGAGAAAGCAUUCGAUGCCCCCGAUCUGCACCGUCUCCCCGAAGAUCGAGAAGGAAGCCGCAUCGAUUUACUAUGGCGAGAAUCAUUUCGAUAUCGGACACAUCGGUGACGUCCACCGCGAAUGCAAGUUCUUCGAUUGUACUCCACUCCGGCACUUGAAGCACUUGCGAUCAGUCACCUGCACCUGGGCGAAUACGGUCCCAGACACCUGGUACGGGCCUGGGCGCUAUGGAGGGUACGGGCAGGUUGGAGAAAACUGGCGAAGACUUUCGAAUCUCAAAUCUUUGGUGGAGCUGAACAUUCGUGUUGACGAAGCCGACAUCAUCAAGAGCAUGAGUAUCGGUCGUGGAGUGCGUCAACAAUCGCAUGUUAAGGAGGAGGUCUUGACGCCUCAACAGUCGUUGGCCAUCUUCCGCUUUCCAAGUAUCGCUGGGCUUCUCUCGAUUUCAGGGGUCGAGAAUGCCAACUUCAUUCAACUUGAGAAUGACAUGGGCGAGAAGUACGGAGGACCAUUCGCCGGUGGCCCACUCGAGACACACAUUCUGCCUCGAUUGAGGGCGUCCCAACUCCAGCCAAAGCGCUUCCUAAAGAAGCGACCUUUCCGACUCCUCGAUCUGCCAGCAGAACUUCGCAAUCGCAUUUACGACUGUAUCUUGCGUAUCCCUGGUCCAAUCCAUCUCUCAACCGAGGCACCCACAACAGCAGCAAAGAAUCCAGACCGCCCCAAGGCCAACGAGUCGAAGCAGUCGGAAUCUGCACUCAACCUGCUCCUCGUCAACAAGCAGAUUCACGACGAGUCGAUUGGCUUGUUUUACAAUUGCAACGCCUUCAUCUUCUAUUACCCCAUCCAGCUGCACGCUUUUCUGCUCGGUAUCGGAGACCAGCGUAAAUCGUUGCUGCGUGAUCUAACCAUCGACUAUUACAACUUGAAGUGUGGUGGAGUCGACUUAAUCGACAUAACUUUUCCGCUCCUUCACCAACUCACCGGCUUGCGUCGACUCCACGUGGUCAUGAAGAGUCAAUUACAUGAGACCACCCUGCGCCAGGGCUGGCCGAAGACAUCUGGCGGGUGGAUGGCGCGAAGCAACUUGAGGCUGGGAGAUGCCAAUCCGAACCUCAUCCCUGGAAUCAAGCACCUGUUCAAUCUACGUGGUGUCACCGAUAUCAAGAUCCGCGAUGUCGAGCUGGAGAAGAAGGUGGCAGAGACAGAGAAGCAGCCCAGCUACCCUGACUUCUGGGAAAACACCGACCACUGGGUGGUCAUGCAGCUGUCUCGCGUCUUUGAGCAUUUCAAUCUGGCGUUGGCGGCCGCCCAAAGUGGCGAUUUCAACGACGAGGUGCUUACGAGCAAGGACUGGCACACCAAGGAGACCUUUCCGCCGCUCAAGAUUGUGGAUGAAGAGGAAGAGGCCGAGGGCAAGGGUGGUGACGGGAACACAAGCGAUGACGACAGCCUGACAGAGCUGAGUGAUGCGGACUUUGACAGCGAUUACGAUUUUGGCUGGUGA